Messenger RNA from Aspergillus bombycis, 945 nucleotides. RefSeq names its product putative mitochondrial dicarboxylate carrier protein. The transcript is spliced from 2 exons. Gene Ontology annotation, molecular function: oxoglutarate:malate antiporter activity. Gene Ontology annotation, biological process: transmembrane transport. The coding region runs from base 1 to 945 and encodes 314 amino acids. Lineage: Eukaryota; Fungi; Ascomycota; Eurotiomycetes; Eurotiales; Aspergillaceae. The record is from RefSeq and is a predicted model, not a curated record.
AUGGCAUCUCCAACUGCCAAAGAAUCUCAGGCCGCAAUGGACUUUCUACAUCACCCCUACUCCCGCGCGGCCCUUCCUUUCAUUAAUGGUGGCCUAGCGGGCAUGACAGCGACCACUGUCAUUCAGCCAAUUGACAUGAUUAAGGUGCGCCUUCAGCUGGCAGGGGAGGGUGUACGAACCGGCCCUCGACCGACCGCGUUCGGCGUUGCCCGCGACAUCAUUGCCGGCGGAAAGAUCCUUGAUCUCUAUACUGGUCUAUCGGCAGGUUUACUCCGCCAGGCCGUCUACACUACUGCCCGCCUGGGUUUCUUCGACACUUUCACUAAAACACUGAAUAAGCGCGCCGAAGCCGCAAAUAGAAAGGUCACUUUCGCGGAGCGCGCCGGUGCGGGCCUUACCGCUGGUGGAGUUGCUGCUAUGAUUGGUAAUCCGGCUGAUCUGGCUCUUGUGCGCAUGCAGUCAGACGGUCUGAAGCCCCCAGAGGCGCGAGCAAACUAUCGUUCGGUGGUGGAUGCACUCUUCCGCAUCUCAAAGAUUGAGGGUGUCCCGGCCUUGUGGGCAGGAGCUUUGCCGACCGUUGUGCGGGCGAUGGCUCUCAAUGUCGGCCAAUUGACCUUCUUCGCUGAAUCUAAGGCUCAACUGAAGGCCCACACUUCCCUAUCGGCUCAAAACCAGACCUUUGCAGCUUCCGCUAUCGCUGGUUUCUUUGCCAGUUUCCUUUCUUUACCCUUCGACUUCAUCAAGACUCGUCUGCAGAAGCAGCAAAAAGACCCAAAGACUGGCCAGUUGCCGUACAAGGGUUUGCUGGAUUGCGCUCGCAAAGUCGCCAAGGAUGAGGGUUGGCUGAGGUUUUACCGCGGAUUCGGGACGUACUAUGUGCGGAUCGCACCCCAUGCGAUGGUCACGCUUAUUGUGGCUGAUUAUCUCAACCUCAUUACGAAGUAA